This is a messenger RNA of Bombyx mori (domestic silkworm), 1327 nucleotides long. It is a transcript of the gene Gadd45, whose product is annotated as growth arrest and DNA damage-inducible protein GADD45 alpha. Gene Ontology annotation, biological process: regulation of cell cycle. The record is from RefSeq and is a predicted model, not a curated record. The coding region runs from base 469 to 963 and encodes 164 amino acids. The transcript has 3 exons. Lineage: Eukaryota; Metazoa; Arthropoda; Insecta; Lepidoptera; Bombycidae. Gene Ontology annotation, cellular component: nucleus; cytoplasm.
CACGCGUUCGCAUUUCAGAAAAAACCACUCACACACACGUACCACGUGCCACGUAUCAUUAUUAUUAUCUCGUAUAUACACUUACAGACUUACACUAGUUAAAACGACUCACACAACCGAAAAUACAAGCGUUUUUCGAAGAAACUCCGACGAAACUGAUCGGAGGAUACGCACACAUACAAAUACUAGCGUGCGCAUGCGCGGCCUUUCCAAUAAAAGGGAACGCUACGUCACUUCUCCACAUUCUACAUUGAACAUCCAAAGUGUACUAACGCGAGUUUCGUUAGCAAAGUUGUGAAAUUAUUGUGUCACAAGUUCGAAUUACUGCGAGAAGUUCAAGUGUGUUUACAUAAUAGAAGGAUUUUAUGUAAAGUGUUAGUGCUUUCUGUGAAAAUUCACAUUCGGAUUUCACUGCGGAGUUUGGAAAUUAGUGAAAUUCAAGAGUUAAGAAGCAUUCGUCUAUCCAAAAUGUACAAGGAAGCAGUUGUUCCAGUAAAAGCCGAGACCUUCAGUGUCAUAGCAGCUAAAAGCUCUAUCGGACAAUGUAUCAAGACAGUGUUAAGGCGAGCCUGUGUCGAAAAAAGGUUAACUAUUGGCUUACUUCCCGCCAUUCAAUACUUAUCGAAGAACUGCAAUGGUGCAUUGUUUUGCCUGACCGCCGAAGCCCCGCCUGGCGAUAGUGCAACGCAUAUGCAAGAUGUCCUCCUGCAAGCAUUUUGCGUUGAAAAUGAUAUUCAUGUUAUUAAAGUCGAUUGUGAGACUAAGCUGAGGAGAAUGCUUGGUUACUGCUCUCCCAUGGACUUCAGUUGCGUGCUGGUACACUAUCCGUAUACAGAUCCAUUCACAGACAGUCAAGAAAUAGAUUUAUCAACAUUAUCUGAAGCCGAGAGACAGUUGAUCGACCACUGCGAAUCAGACUGGGGCUAUUCACAAAUGCCCGUCAUCAAGUUGCCCGAGAAGUGAAUUAAACAUGAGGAUAUUAUUGUGAAAAGAAAAUUUUGCGAUAUUAUUUUUCAAGUAGGUCGCCAUUUUGGCUUAGGCACAACGCCAUCUGUUGUUUGGUAGUUGCAUUAAGUCUGCUUGAGAAUGUUUUGGGGUUUGUUUUGAAUUAAAAUAAUUUAAAAAUUGAUAGAGAGCAAUUUGUAAAAUGUAGGUGCUAAACUGCUACUGUCUUAAAAUGUAAAAGUGUUUUUUUCAUUGUUUCAUAAGAUAGUUUAAUGUAACGAAAAAUGUAUUUAUUAUAUCUUUAUACCAAUUUCGUAAUAAAUCUUUUGUAAAAGUUAAAACAUAAUAAACAUGAAUAAAAUUUUAUUUUAUUUGUAACAAA